AUGCCCACUUCAGUCAAGCCCAAGGAGACCUUGCGCGUCGCCAUCUCUGGUGGAGGGCCAGCGGGCCUCGCUGCUGCCAUUGCCCUCCGCGAGGUGCCCGGCGUCGAUGUCACAAUCUACGAGCAAGCUACCGAGCUUCGCGAGGUCGGCGCCGGCAUCCGUAUCGGGUUCAACUCGUGGAAGGUCCUCGAGUUGCUCGGCGUUGAGGAUAAGGUGUACGGGCACAAGAAGGUUGUGCAUGAGCAUAGGGAUGGCACGACUGGAGAGUUGCAGUAUCGUUACCCUGCGCACUAUGGGCCAGACAAGUACCACGACAUUCGGGCCCGGCGGACAGUGCUGCAAGCUGCCUUGCUGAGCAAAGUGCCCACGGAGGUCAUCCAGCUGCGGAAGCGUCUCAUCACGACGAAGCAGCUCCCCGGAGGCCAGGUGCGCCUCAACUUUGAGGACGGCACCAGUGCAGAUGCGGAUCUGCUGAUUGGCGCGGAUGGCAUUCGAUCGGCGGUGCGUGACUCGGCAUUCCCCGGCCACGAAAUCAGGUUCAACGGCACGACAAUCUGGCGUUGCCUCAUCCCUCUCGACCUCGUCAAGCACUCGGUGCUGCUCAAGUCGACGGCGUUCCACCAUGGGCCCAACACCAACCUCAAAUGCUCCAUCGUGUCAACUGCUGAAGAGAUAGCCGCGGGUGAGGGACAGUGGGAGAUGACUCUACGAUACCGGGAGGACCCCGCCAAGGUGACGGAGAAGAAAUUCUCUUGGGGCGUGCCAGUGUCCAACGAGCGCGUCGCGAGUCACUUCACCGCCUUCACACCCGCCAUUCAAGAGGCCAUUAGCCUUGCGCCGGAGGGAGUGUGGAAGGAGUUUGCGGCAUUCUCCGGUCCCCGCCUUGAGCAUAUCAUUGCCAACGGGAACACGACCAUCAUUGGCGACGCGUCACACCCUCUACUCGGCGCGUUCGGAUCUGGGGCGGCAUUCGCAAUGCAGGAUGGGUGGCUCUUGGCUCAGAUCCUCCGGUACUACCUUUUGGACCAGGUACUGCCAAAGCAGGACGCACUCGCACAGACACUCGAGCUCUUUGACAACAUCAGGUCGCCAUACUACCAUCGCAUGUACGACUACCUCGACAGUCCCAACGCAGAGGGGUCAGCCAAGGGGAGCACACUCACGGCGGAUCCCAAAGCGCCGCUGUACUGGAUCUUUGGGUCGGAUAUUGGCGCGCAGUGGGAGGAGAUCCGGGCGGGGUUGCCAUAG
Vanrija pseudolonga is the source of this 1248-nucleotide messenger RNA. It is a transcript of the gene atA, whose product is annotated as 6-methylsalicylic acid decarboxylase atA. The transcript is spliced from 5 exons. Gene Ontology annotation, molecular function: FAD binding. Bases 1 to 1248 code for a protein of 415 amino acids. NCBI's taxonomy places the organism in Eukaryota, Fungi, Basidiomycota, Tremellomycetes, Trichosporonales, Trichosporonaceae. Gene Ontology annotation, biological process: secondary metabolite biosynthetic process. The record is from RefSeq and is a predicted model, not a curated record.